AUGGGAAUCAAAGGCACCAUUCUUCUGUGUCUUAUAAAGGCAGCUACCCCACUACAUGAAGCACAGACUUGGAAGAAAUUCCAGAGCCUCUCCAAGAUGCUGGUUGUCCUGUUCACAGCGGCCUUGCUGGCCCUGAGCUCUGUUCAACACUUCUGUGAAGGAUUCCCCCAAGGACCCCUUCCCAACCAUGGUUUUGGUCCUAAGCAAGGCCCACCCCAGGAAGGUCAGCAACAGCACCAUCCCCAUCAGCCUGGAAACCAUCAAGGCCCACCCCCACAGGGGGGCCCACAGCAGAACAGACCACCUCUGCCUGGAAACCAUCAAGGCCCACCCCCACCAGGAGGCCCACAGCAGAACAGACCACCUCUGCCUGGAAACCCACAAGGCCCACCCCCACCAGGAGGCCCACAGCAGAACAGACCACCUCUGCCUGGAAACCCACAAGGCCCACCCCCACCAGGAGGCCCACAGCAGAACAGACCACCUCCACCUGGAAACCCACAAGGCCCACCCCCACCAGGAGGCCCACAGCAGAACAGACCACCUCCACCUGGAAACCCACAAGGCCCACCCCCACCAGGAGGCCCACAGCAGAACAGACCACCUCUGCCUGGAAACCCACAAGGCCCACCCCCACCAGGAGGCCCACAGCAGAACAGACCACCUCCGCCUGGAAACCCACAAGGCCCACCCCCACCAGGAGGCCCACAGCAGAACAGACCACCUCCACCUGGAAACCCACAAGGCCCACCCCCACCAGGAGGCCCACAGCAGAACAGACCACCUCCACCUGGAAACCCACAAGGCCCACCCCCACCAGGAGGCCCACAGCAGAACAGAUAG
Phodopus roborovskii (desert hamster) is the source of this 843-nucleotide messenger RNA. RefSeq names its product acidic proline-rich protein PRP25. The transcript has 2 exons. The record is from RefSeq and is a predicted model, not a curated record. NCBI's taxonomy places the organism in Eukaryota, Metazoa, Chordata, Mammalia, Rodentia, Cricetidae. The coding region runs from base 1 to 843 and encodes 280 amino acids.